Messenger RNA from Pipra filicauda (Wire-tailed manakin), 1457 nucleotides. Its product is annotated as neurexin-2-like. The transcript is spliced from 4 exons. Lineage: Eukaryota; Metazoa; Chordata; Aves; Passeriformes; Pipridae. The record is from RefSeq and is a predicted model, not a curated record. The coding region runs from base 165 to 1442 and encodes 425 amino acids.
CCCGUCUCCCCAUCACCCCUUUCCCCCCGGCCCCCUUCCCGCCCCCCCGUUUUGGGGUGCCCCGGCCGGGGGUCCCCGCUGAGGCCGCGCCGCUCGUGCCGCAGGUGACGAUCUCGGUGGACGGGAUCCUGACCACCACGGGCUACACGCAGGAGGAUUUCACCAUGCUGGGCUCCGACGACUUCUUCUACGUGGGGGGGUCCCCCAACACCGCCGACCUGCCGGGGUCCCCCGUCAGCAACAACUUCAUGGGCUGCCUCAAGGACGUCGUGUACAAGAACAACGACUUCAAGCUGGAGCUGUCGCGGCUGGCGCAGGAGGGGGACGCGCGGGUGACGCUGCACGGGGCGCUGCUGUUCCACUGCGACCCCCCCCCCGCGCUGGACCCCGUCACCUUCGCCACCCCCCAGGCUCACCUGGCGCUGCCCACCUGGCCCCCGGCCCGCGCCGGCUCCGUGUCCUUCGACUUCCGCACCACGGAGCCCAACGGGGUCCUGCUCUUCGGCCAGGGCCCCCCCCGCGACCCCCCCGCCGCCCCCCGGGGGCCGCCCCCGCCGCCCCCCGACUUCCUGGCGCUGGAGCUGCUGGACGGGCACCUGUACCUGCUGCUGGGCAUGGGCGCGGCCGGGCUGCGGCUCCGCGCCAGCGCCCGCAAGGUCACGGACGGCGAGUGGUGCCACGUGGACGUGCAGCGCGACGGCCGCAAGGGCUCGGUGUCGGUGAACAGCCGCAGCACCCCGUUCCUGGCCAGCGGGGACCGCGACGUGCUGGACGUGGGCGCGGAGCUGUACCUGGGGGGGCUCCCCGAGGGCCGGCCCGGCCCCCCCGCGCCCCCCGAGCUCUGGGCCGCGGGGCUGCGCCUCGGCUUCGUGGGCUGCGUGCGGGACCUGUUCGUGGACGGGCGGAGCCGCGACGUGCGGGCGCUGCUGGGGCCCGGGGGGGCCCCGGGGGUCGCCCCGCUCUGCGCCCGCGACCCCCCCCGGCUGUGCGCGAGCGGCCCCUGUCGCAACGGGGGGACCUGUCGCGAGGGCUGGAACCGCUUCGUGUGCGACUGUCGCGGCACCGGGUACCUGGGGCCGCGCUGCGAGACAGAGGCCGCGGUGCUGAGCUACGAUGGCAGCAUGUACCUGAAGGUGCAGGUGCCGGGGGAGCAGACGGAGGCCGAGGACGUGUCCCUGCGCUUCAUGUCCCCCCGCGCCUUCGGCCUCGUCCUGGCCACCACCUCGCGCCACUCGGCCGACACCCUGCGCCUCGAGCUGGACGGAGGGCGCAUGAAGCUCACCCUCAACCUGGGUGAGCCCCCCGGGACCCCCCAACCCCCUCCAGUACGGCCCGGCCCCAAAACCCUCCCCGAAACCCUCCCUGAAAUUAUCCCAAACGGGGCCCGAGUCGGUUCUCGUCACCCCGGGACGGCCAAAAUAGUGCCUGGGACCCCAAAAUGAUGCCUGGGACCCCAA